UCUCCAAGCAAUCGAUACUUGACACUAUAGAUACUUCGGGAGACGGGAAAGAUUGGUUGUUUGUGUACCAAGCUGUCUUUGCUGCCGUUUCAACUGAACGGAGGAUCUGGAUCAAAAAGAAUGUAGACAAAAAGCUUUCAGACGUGGCCUCAAAACUUCGAGAAUUGGUGCAAAAGACUGCCGAUAGAAUCAGGAAACAGGUGCUUAAAGCCCUCGUGAAUCAUUUAAUUCAGACGAUGGUAUACAAAGGGGGUCUUCUCGAGCCCCUUGCUCUCGAUUAUGCAAAGUCCCUCGUUUUCCUCUUCCAAUCGUCCGCGCUACAUCUCGACCAUCUGGAGGCUGAACGCUGGGCAAACCUUGUUCACAUGUGCUUUUCAGUUCUUCUGGGACGCCAAGUGGCUGGGCCAUCAUCCCCCCAAAAAAGGCAUCGUUCGCCUGGUACCCCCAACGAAUUGGAGGACAGGCCAUCUAAGACUUUUGUUACACAAGUUCAAAUAGAACUUGCCAACCUUCUCAAAACUCUGAUGUCAAGCACGUCGUAUCCCUACAUGUCGACCGAAUAUCGUCAUCUUGUACCUGCCUUGCUGAAACGAUUCCAAAGCUUUUUCUUUUCAUACUCCCCAGAUGUUUCAAUACAGCCUCAGAUAUUUGCUGCCCUUACGACCCUGCUCCGAAGCAUUUCCUUCAACUUUAUUCAACCUGUAACGGAUUUUGGACAUGCAGUUUGGAAGCAUAUCUUAGCUCUCUUCGCAUCGAAGCAUCGGCACAUCAAAGAGGAUAUCAUCAUCACCAUGCGGCUAUUGCUACCCUUCCUCACCAGUACAAUGACAUAUAUUCGCCAACCAGGUGGGAACCUCGUCGCGGACAAUCUCCGCGCUUUAUCGCGCCGAAUUCAAUCAGAGGCUGAGAAUCGCACGAAAAAUGUGCUUGAGCCACUGUCGCUUGAGUACAUUCGACUUCACCAUUUGGGUAAUGGGGAAGCUUGUCGUGUGUCUGCCGACAUAUUUACCGGAAAUCAGCCCUUACAUGGGCUAUGCUUGAAUUACAGGCCGAUUGCACUCUCAAGGUAUUCAUCCGUUGUAAUUCUUCACGAACGGCGCGACUGCGGCUCGGAUACUACACCGAACUCGAAAUCGUCGAAACGGAUGAGAUACGAGCAUCCCAUUUUGGCUCUCAUGGACGCCAUCAAGAACGCACCCACUCAUACUCCUCCGGUUCACAAACUCCAACACUUACUAUUUUUAAUCGAAAGACACUGGAUGAAACUGGAAUUGGAUGUACGAAAGUCCAUCUUCGACACUGUCCGUGACCAUAUCUGCCUCGACGAUGUUCCCAGCCAACCUUGGGCGUUUUUAUGUGUGGCAGCCAUCGCAUAUGCGUCACGUUCGCAACAUUCCAACGAACUUGGGGAUUGGAGAGCAAUUUGGACGAACACGAUCAAGCGAUUAGGUGGACACUCUCGGGCAGCGUGUCAUGCGGCUUACUCUAUCUUGUCGUGUUCGCACAUAGGUCAACCAACAGUCGACUGUGAAAACAUCAUCAAGGGACUUGCACUUCACGGACCUGCUUAUCCCUUUGAUUCGGCAUGCAGUCUAUUGCGUGAAUACAAUUGGGGCAUUCAUUAUUCCGUGGGACAACACAAGCGGGAUGCACUGCACAUGGACGACAUAUUACAACUUGCGUGCAUGUUAUGCGCUUUCCAUCGACCUAAUUCUCUUCAUUACGAACCUUUAUUACCGAGUUGCUCUGUGGUUUAUGCUUCACAAGAGAUGAUCCGCGCUUUCGCCAUAAGGGAUUAUAUCUUGGAUGGCGUGAUUAGGGAAGAACCACCUCCAGCGCAUCCUUUUCAGGGUACUGCAGAGGGGAGUUUGUCAAAGAGAUAUGAAACACCAACACUUCUGUCGCUCAAAUUUUCCGAGUUCCUUGAACGGAGCUUACAUUCAAUUCAUGGAGACGAUGGCGAAGCUGGACUCAUCGCGCAUGAUAAACUUCGCCGAGCCAUUGACAUUUCGAUCUUGGCAUUGGCAUUUCAAGCAUCCAUGCGGAUCAACGGUUAUCGUCAUGUUUCCAGAGUUCUGAAAGCUGCCUGCGACGUUUUAGAUCAGGCUCACCCCCACCUCGUCAGCAAGUCCACUCGCACAUGGAGUUCCGCUGAACGCACAUAUGUGCUUGGCGCUCUGGACCCGAUGACAUUGAAUGCAAACCUGUGGCCUUCGGAUGAUUGGAAUGCCCUUACAGGCUUGGCUUCGACAUCAGGUGUGGGGAUUGAGAUUUAUGACCCUGAGGCUGUUUCAAGUGCAAAUGGCUUGCCGCGUUCGGAUUUUCCGGAAGGCCAAACAAUUUUGUGGACAGAAUCGGUGGUUCAAGCUUGUUUUACCUCCAUCAUCGAAUCCACGGCAGACCUAUGCCUUCGCAUAACUACCGGGAAUGAAGCUCUCAACGCUGAGGAUGAUUUUGCAACACAUUUUAGCCCAACCCUUACUCAGGAUUUGGCGAUAUCCUCAAGCGCUCGAAAAAUGUUGCAGUCCUCAGGCUUGCAUCCAAUUCGUGACGAUAAACUGAUCAGCAUUUUGUUGGACGAAGUGGAAUUUGUUCCUCUAGCAGUCUUCCUUCCGUUGUUGCUAGAGGGGAUACCCAGAGGCCAUUACAUUCUCGAGUCCACGAUGCUUGAUGAGCUUUUCGACAAAAUGCAUGACCUCUUGAAGGACAGUUCCCUCUCACGAAACGAGACUUUGACUCUUCUCUUAAUCGAAAUCCUUCGAAACACGAUGAGCAUCUGGGUUGAUCCGAUACACCUUCUCACUGAUAUUGGUUGCAAAGCCCGCGACUUUAUCUUUUGGAUUGUAAUGUUGUUGGAAGGGGGCAAGGCUAGGUCAUGGAAAGUUCGCGAUCAGACACUGCGAUUGCUUGAAGAAUACUUAAGGCAAGACCCAUCGGAAGCAUUCUGGAACACUGGGGAUGACCGUCCUACACACGGUCCCUCAUAUUGGAUCUGGUCACUGGGGACGGAUUUAGACGUUCGGGUCCGCUUUAGAAGUGCUGUAGCAUCAUCUCGGCUUUUUGUCCGUGAAGGAAACAAUUUCCUUUCAGCCAAAGCUUUGUAUGAGAGCAAUACAGAGAAACAUGCGGCACAUCGUGAUGAAUUGGAGCAUAUCCUGACUUGUCUACUGUGGAUGGGGAAUGUCAUGAUCGUCAGCGCCGAAAUCCGUCGACUACCUUACCAAGACUUAUUACUCACCUCCGUACGUGAGGUUCGCCAAUACGACGAGGUCCUGCAAUCCAUCCUCAAAUCUGUAGUGGGAAGACUUAAAAUUUCCGAUCUGCGGAAGCUUUCGGAUACCUAUAUUGCCUCAUCGUCACUCACAUUCCUCGAGAUGUCCCAGGAUUUGACAAACAUUCCUCCUUCUUUGCUAGGAUAUGGAACGCGGCAGUCGAGCACUGAGGGGAUCUGCCUGCGCUGCUUGCCAGGUGGCCUCCUAUACCGUGAUUCUUCAGCCGCACUCAACAUUGGUCGAUUUCAAUUAUCGUCAUUCUGCCGCGUCAUGAGAUUGGAAGAAAGCUACCUUCUACCACAACUCUUUGCGCCUCGUGUUUCCAUGAGGAUAUGCAUGGAACAUGACACGUCCCCUGGUGGAAGAAUAACGACGCAGCAAUCGGACGACAUGUGGAACACUUUCGAGACAUGGGCAGCUGACCUCGUAGGAGAUAACAUCUCGGUAUGGGAUGCGAAUAUAGACGCAAUUAUUUUUGAGAUUAUCCGCACCGUCGGCGAAGUGGAUGUGUCUCCAGGGCAAAGCUUAUACGCUGCUGUUGACUCUAUUGGGUUUUGCAACCUUGACGUUUUUCUCAAUUUGACGCGUUUCCGUGAAACAAUGGACCUUACUUCUGCGAACACUGUAGGAACCAUCUACCAUGUCCUUCAACGGUUGUUCGAUCGUAUUGGCGAAUCAAUCUUGGUAAACGACAAGAUUCGCUGCCUCAAUGCAAUGUGCCUGCUUGUUGCUUCCAAGUCGGACGUAGUGAUCAGUAGCCAGGUUCUUCUGCGGAGACUGCUAUUCGGCUCCUCCGUAAUUAUUUCCCAGCCGUCCUUGGCGAACAGAGCCCGCUCCAUUUUCCAUUGGGCAUCCGAACACUACGCACUCCCCCAAGACUCUGAUGGCUAUCGGUUCAUGGAUUGCCUGGUGCGUGUUAGUCGAACUUCCUAUGAUUUGUCGAGAUCCCCUAGCGACAGUGUUCGGUCCGUGGGGUCUGCAACAUUCCAAUGGAUAGAGCAACUAGUGAUUCACCUUUUUUCAUCAUCCCAAUCACCAUCUGUGAAAAGACAAAUCAUCACAGCACUCACUCUAUGGCCGACAACACUAGGGAGGAGUUUAGAAGCCCUGAUGCCGGCCCACCGGAGCGAAACAUUGAGAAAGGUUUUGGCAAAAGAUGGGUUGGCCUGCAAUCAACCAGGAUAUGAUUUAACAAGGUUCUUAACCCACGAUUUUUGGUUCCUCAAAUCUUGCAUUCCGGAGGAUGUCAAUAUUGGUGAAGAUGGCUCAAAGGCUUUCCUUGACCUCAUAUUCAGCGGAGGAGGGCGCAUCACACGGAAUCCAUCGCUUCAUCUUAUGUCCCAUUCUAUUGGCUAUCGACACCAAAAGGAAUACAAACGCGCCAGCGGAACCGAAGGCACUAGGGAUGAUUCCUAUGUCAGCCCCCACCUAGCCAUUCUUUUGUCACUAGUUGAUUGCUUGUUUGGUGAUCAUACGCGCCAAAUACAAUUGGCAUAUAUCACGCUUCGUCGACUUCUGCCUCAGAUCAAAGUUGGCGAUUGGGUCAGCGCCAAAGAGUUGGAGGAAGCCUCCAUUAUCCAGUAUCCUCGUCUCAAACAUGUGGCGAAGGUGGACGUACCCGACUUCACCGUUUUGGAAACGAGCUUAAUUGCCGAAGCGUCUGUAUUUCAACGUUGGAUUGCCUCCGUCACUCAAUUCUUCUGCAAUGUGCUAGCUUCAGCUGAUGAGUUUUAUUGCCAUUUUACUCUCAUCCUCUCAGAGAACACGGACUUUGCAGCACAAUUAUUCCCUAUUCUUAUUCACGAGGUCCUCCGAGAAACGGCAAAGGAAGGGAAAUCAGCUUCAUCCAUGAGAGAAAAAAUUUCUACUUUCUUUAAUAACAUCCUGAAUGAAUCAUUCACCGAUACACAAACUAUUCGAUCCAUCAUUGAUUCGUGCUGCCCCUUGGCGUACGAACAAUGGCUGGAUCUUGAUCUACUUCUACUCUCUAAGGGGGCUGCGGCCUGUGGAUCUUAUACAACGGCUCUUCUAAUAUUGGAGCUCAGAAGCGAAUCAAGCCCCGCCGAUUCCCUUGUCGAACACAUCAUGUACGACAUAUAUAGUCACAUCGAGGAACCGGACGGUUUCUACGGUAUCCCAAGCCACAAUGCCGAGGAUUUUUUAAUUCGGAGGAUAGAACACGAGAAGCAGUGGACGAGGGCCCUUAGUUUCCAUGGCGCUAGUUUCGAGGCUCGACCUGUAUUUGCCUUGGAACCGCCAGAUGCAUCCGCAGUUGUAAGAGCUCUCCACUGUUUUGGACUAGAUCGUGUUGCGGACGUGAUGCGUGCGGCGGCUCCUUCCGAAAUAGGCAGCGUUGAUUUGGAUCUAGGGUGGCGAACCGACAAUUGGGACCUGCCCGUUCGCAUUCACGAUGGCGUCGACAAUGCCUCAUUAUACCUUUCCCUGAAAUCUAUACACCGUGAACGAGAUCCUCAGGUUUCUCGUUCCCUUGUCCGGAGGAUGAUCCAUCAUGAGCUUCAUCACCUUCGGGACCUCAAAGAUGAGGAUUAUACCGAAAUAGAGUCCAGUGUUCGUCGCUUGCUUUGCAUUCGAGAAGUGAAUAACUGGCUUCAAGGGAUGUCCGAGACCUUUGCAUCUUCUGACCAUAAGAUCGCGUUCCAUCAGGUGCCUUCAACAAUGCGCUUUGCCGAUGUAGAGGCAAUAAUUUCUACUCGUCUAUCACUACUGCGAGCUGGGCAACGACGUGAACGUGAUAGCAAGGAGCAGAUUGGCAAUAUCCCCAACCCUCUGUCUCAAUCGUUGAUCAACGCUGAAGUCGCAUGCCUCCUAGAACUAUCAGCGGCCGCAAGGGAUGCAUCUUUGGUUCAGCUUGCCCUCAACUCUAUUACACAAGCUCGUUCCCUGGACGCAAAUUCUUUCAUCUUUGAAGUGGCGGUGGAGUUUGCUAAAGUGUUGUGGAGCGCUCAGGAACGAAAGAUUGCUGUCGAUUACUUGAUGACUAUCGGCGACAAGUAUCCUGAUGCGAACCUCGAAUCUAGAGCCCUGUUGCUAGCACAGAUUGGUGAAUGGAUUUCCCAUGCUAGCCUCAAGCCUCCAAUGCACAUCCGAGACACGUAUUUCGAACCGGCCCACAAGUUAAUGGAUGCCAUGGGCUCUGACCAUAGCCGUCUUGCAUCUAUUCCUCACCGCUUUGCAUCAUUUGCUGAGCAUCAGUAUCUAGCCAUCAAUCGCUCUGAUUUAUCCUCUCAAUUAAAGUCGUACAUGAUUCGGAAGCAACAAGAAAUUGAGUCCUUGGCAUCCGUCAUCUCUUCUUCGCAACCUGACCAAAGGCAUCUCUCUCUGGUCAGCCAAGCCCAGAGAAGAGCCAAAGUCAUGUUUGAACAGGAUUCCAAGCAAUUUAGUCUUCACAUGGAAAAGAUGAAUCUCUUCCUUUACGAUGCUAUUGCCAUGUACAGUCGCUGCCUUGUACUCUCAGACGAGUACGACCGCGACUCUGUCAUCCACCUGUGUUCCCUUUGGUUCGGCAACUUCGAGGAUGACGAACUGAAUCGCUACAUUGAACAGGCCAUCGACCCAAUACCAUCCAGAAAGUUCAUUUUCUUUGCGCAUCAACUUUCGGCAAGACUCUCAGCCCCCACGGGCAGCUCCGGGACGGUUCAACAUCCUUUUCACGGCCUUUAUCAGGUCUAUGCUCUUCUGCAUAACUCUCCACCGCCUUCGGGACAACCGUCCUCCAGCUUGGAGGCAAUAGUGGAUUCUAGGACCCUCGCUGCAGAGAAAAUUUUCAACUCUCUUCGAAACCAGCCCACUGUAGGACCUAGACUCCGAGAUGUGGAGCGUGUGUGCGACGCUUACGUCGAAUGGGCCACAUUCUACCUUGACAAAGAUAAUAAGAAGGACCGGGCUGGACCAAUUCCGAGUCACAUCAGGUUGCUAGAGCUAAAAAAUGUUAAUAUUCCGGUGCCAACGUUGAUCACGCCUGUGGAUCCUAGCUGCGCUUAUGAUGAUGAAUCCUUCGUAUCCAUACAAGGGUACGCCCCAACGUACAAUACAGCUGGGGGCAUCAAUCUUCCAAAGAUUUGCGAAUGCCACGGUUCGGACGGAAGUAAACAUAGGCAGUUGUUCAAGGGACAAGGUGAAGAUGAUCUCCGCCAAGACGCCGUCAUGGAACAAGUGUUCGACCUAGUAAAUCACGUCUUGACGAGCGAUAUCGAAACUAAGAGGCGUUCUUUAAGAGUUCGAACGUAUAAAGUAAUACCACUCACGUAUAGAUCGGGCGUGAUGGAAUUCGUCCCUCAAACAAUGCCUCUGAGUGGAUGGUUGAUCCCAGCGCAUAAGAUUUUGUCCAGCGCUGCCGGGAAACUCAGCGCUGUGCGGAAAGCAAAGCCAAACAAUCUGGCAAAUACACUGUUGAAAGAAUUUUUAAAGAUCCGCGAGCGAUUCCAUCCAGUGCUUCGACAUUUUUUCACAGAGUCGCAUAAAUCGCCUAUGGCAUGGUUCGAAAUGCGGCUUAAAUAUGCACGAAGUGUUGCCACAACAUCGAUAGUCGGGCAUAUGAUGGGUAUCGGCGACAGGCAUAUCUCGAACAUUUUGCUUGACCGGGUGUCUGGAGAAGUUGUGCACAUCGAUUUUGGGAUUGUGUUUGACCAGGGUCGAUUGUUGAAUAUCCCCGAAACUGUCCCCUUCCGGUUGACCGCUGACAUCGUUGAUGGCCUGGGUAUGACGAAAACUGAAGGGGUUUUUCGUCGCUGUGCGGAAGAAACUCUUCGAGUUCUCCGAAAUGGUUCUGAAGUAAUCUUAACGAUCCUAGAGGUGUUCAAGCAUGACCCACUGCAUUCUUGGACUGCUACCCCUCUCAAGCUCAAGAGAAUACAAGGUACACCAGAUACCAGCGACGGAGUCCAGUCCGAGCCAGGCUUUGCCGAAGACAGUGCUGAUCGGGCGCUUCACUCGGUCAGAAGCAAGUUGGACAAAUCAUUGAGCGUCGACUACACAGUGAACGAGCUAAUUACCAUGGCUAUCGAUCCUGCUAACUUGUGCAUGAUCUUUUCUGGCUGGAAUCCUCAUGCAUAGGCAAUGCCACGCUCAUUUAUUGCCCCGCGCGAUCACUAAGUCCUUUGCAUAUGCUCUUCUGCCUGGGCUAUCUUCUAUCUUAUUUUCCUUGACUUCAAUUUGCUUGUAUAUUUUUUUUUACAAUUAUUAAACCUUAUUUAAUACUGUUCCUCGACGUCAACCCAUUUUUGUGUCCCAA
Molecule: messenger RNA, 8523 nt
Organism: Cantharellus anzutake
Lineage: Eukaryota; Fungi; Basidiomycota; Agaricomycetes; Cantharellales; Hydnaceae
Exons: 20
Coding region: 237-8345 (2702 amino acids)
Biological process (GO): DNA repair
Molecular function (GO): protein binding; protein serine/threonine kinase activity
Source: RefSeq, a predicted model, not a curated record